Messenger RNA from Cyclospora cayetanensis, 852 nucleotides. RefSeq lists its product as uncharacterized. NCBI's taxonomy places the organism in Eukaryota, Apicomplexa, Conoidasida, Eucoccidiorida, Eimeriidae. Bases 1 to 852 code for a protein of 283 amino acids. The transcript has 2 exons. Gene Ontology annotation, biological process: vesicle-mediated transport. Gene Ontology annotation, cellular component: membrane. The record is from RefSeq and is a predicted model, not a curated record.
AUGAUGGGAACCCAGCAGAGCUUUGGGGACUUUGCAAACGGUUUGUCGUUUUACGGAGGCACCCAGCAACAGGACAAGAAGGGUUAUUCGAUGGUCUCUCUAGAUGGCGCCCCAGUGCUCAGCGGAACGCAGGGUAAACCACCAGUCCCCGGCUUUCUUGGCAACAUUCUGGGUUCCAAUGUUGGCAGUGCCGUCCCUUCAGCUAUAAAAGCAGGUUCUGGAGUUUGGGGGACUCCAGAGGGCCUUCCAGGAGGGUCGAUGAAGUCUCCAGCUCGUCUACCAGAACAGAACGGCCUACUGCAGACUGGUUUUUCUGCCGUGAAGGAUGGAGCUUCACGCAUGCUUGAUGGCGCGAGCUCAAUGGUCACCGCCACCCGAGCUACACUUGCUGAUAAUCCGCUGUCUUCUCGGAACAUGCUCAUGUUCGGUGUUGUAGCCGCAGUGGGAGUGUUGUUUAUGUUUCUCGCCUUCCUCACUCUCCCACUCCUCGUGUUCGCGCCGUCAAAGUUUUCCCUUCUCUUUACCAUGGGCUCCCUUUGUUUCCUCUCUGCUCUGGCCUUCUUGAGGGGUGUUGGAGCGCUCUUUCGGCAUCUCAUUGAGCCGUCUAGGCUACCCUUUACCGCGGUGUACUUCUCCUCUCUUUUCCUGACUCUCUACGCCACUUUGAUGGCCAAGUCCUACGUGCUUACUCUCGUUUUUUCGCUAUCACAGCUCUGCGGCUUGGCUUCUUUCCUUGUGUCUUACAUUCCGGGCGGCACGCACAUGCUCAAGUUCUUAGGACAAGCCGCAUGGCAGCUGCUGCGAAAGGCGUUCAAGUGCGGGGAGUCGCGCGAUCUCCCGCUUCCAAUGUAG